ACUGACAUUGGAGCACAGUCAAUCAACUUUACCUACAUGGCCACGCUCAUGGCCAUCGUUGGCGUGGGUGUCUUCGCCAGUUCCAUCACCGCCUACUUCAACGCGAGCGACAAGACCGUCUGGGUCGCGACCAUCUUGAGCAUUGCCCAGAUCGCUCUGGGACCACCCCUAGCCCAAGCAGCCGACUUCUGGGGCCGCAAGUGGUUUCUGGUCGUUUGUUCGGCCUGUAGAUUCAUAGGUGCCGUGGUCAUCUCGAGAGCGAAGAAUAUCGGCGUGUUACUGGUGGGGUUCGCGAUCUUAAGCAUCAGCUACUCAACCCAGGCUCUCUUGACCGCCGUGGCAUCGGAGAACAUCACCCGCCAGAUGCAGCCCCUCGCGCAAGAGUCGCUUAUCUUCGCCGGCUGCUCCGGCGGCGCUAUCGGCCUGCUGAUGGGUGGAAAGCUGCUUCAGCAUGGCAACUUGCCCAAUUACCGGAUCUACUUCUACGUCCUGGCCGCGGUAUACGGCGUCGCCACCCUAGGCUGUCUACUCUGCUACAAUCCUCCACGGCGAGAGCUUCAGCUGCUCCCGCUCAAAGACAAGCUCCGGGGCCUAGAUUGUGUCGGUUACGUACUGUUCAGUCCGUCGCUGGCACUAUUCUGCAUCGCCCUCGCCUGGGCUGAGAAUCCAUGGCCGUGGAGUAACUACUGGGUCCAUACGCCGCUCAUCAUCUGCUUCGUGGCCAUGGGACUGUUUAUGCUGUAUGAGUGGAAAGGCAGGAAAGAUGGCAUCUUCCACCACGGCAUCGUGCGGAACCGCAACUUCGCGCUCUCCGCAAUCGGUAUCUGGGUGGAAGGAUUCACCUUCUUCACCAUCAACGUCUACUUGGGCUAUGAGUUCCGUCUGUUCACUGGUGCGGACACACUGGUCUCCAACAUUCCCACCGUCAUCACCUUCGUCGGCUGUCUCUCCUUCAGCUUGUUGUUUGGGGCGUAUUCCAGCAAGAUGAAGUCCCUCCGGGCGCCCAUCUUCAUGGCCUUCGUCUUGCUCCUGAUCUUCAACAUCCUGAUGAUCGCCGUCACGGCUAGAACCUCCCGUAGCGCCAUUAUGGGAUACUCCCUACGGCAUCGUCGUCCCGCUCCUCGUGGUGGCGCUCCAAUUCAGCCCCCCGGCGGAGCUUGUCUCCCUGGCAUCCGGUCUCUUCAUCGUCGUCCGUGCCGUGGGUAAUGCUUGCGCCGUCGGAGUCAACACCGCCAUCUUGUCCGGCGUUUUGUCAACAAACUUGGUGCCAAAGGUCGCCGCCGCGGUGGUGCCUCUAGGUUUCCCCGAGCCUUCAUUGGCGAACUUGAUUGGAGCGCUGUCUGGUACGAACGGGAUGCUCCCGUCCGACGUGCCUGGUGCCAAUCCCGAGAUCGUCAGCGCUGCAAUGAAGGCAUUUAUGGAAGCGUGCAGGAUCGGUUUCAGAAACAUUUGGAUUGCCGGAACCGCUCUGACCGCGGUGGCCUGUUUU
Messenger RNA from Exophiala aquamarina CBS 119918, 1489 nucleotides. RefSeq lists its product as uncharacterized. The transcript has a single exon. Bases 37 to 1206 code for a protein of 389 amino acids. The record is from RefSeq and is a predicted model, not a curated record. Gene Ontology annotation, biological process: transmembrane transport. Gene Ontology annotation, molecular function: transmembrane transporter activity. NCBI's taxonomy places the organism in Eukaryota, Fungi, Ascomycota, Eurotiomycetes, Chaetothyriales, Herpotrichiellaceae.